Messenger RNA from Chara braunii, 1268 nucleotides. Lineage: Eukaryota; Viridiplantae; Streptophyta; Charophyceae; Charales; Characeae. The record is from the annotation of a GenBank genome assembly.
CGGCGCGUUGCAGUUAAAGCAGAGCCUACGAGACGACAUAGCGACGAUAGAUGCAAUGAAGAUACAGACGUAUCAACAAUCCGAGUUACCUGCACAAAUAGCAAUGGACGAAGUAUAUGAUAGUGAUCUUGUAUGCCAGAUAAGUAUCACGGUAAAUUCAAUCAGCGACGUUUAUGACAACUCCUCCGGGCAUUUUCUUGGAGUUGCUGCCAUGAAUAUACGGGUACAAGAUGACACCCAGUUCCAGGAGAACCUGAACAAGGCGAUCAGCAAUACAAGACCAGAAUUAUGGACUCCAUCAAGCCCAAGGGAAGUGUUAAACUUGCAAACCUGUUCCGUGGACACAUGGCCAUGCCAGGAUGGCUUUCCACAGUUCUCUGGCUGUAGCUUCAAUGAUUCACUUAUUGGCUCCUUGGAAAUCAAGAGUCAGACUCAGCACGGGAAAAGCGGGCGUGGAGUCCAAGUCUUCCCAGUAAUCAAGGACGGCCGUAGAUCAGAUGCAUAUCAAAGGCUGUCUGCAUGUUUCGAGAAGAUUCCAGUACAAACUGGGACAUUGCACAUUUGGUUCAAUGGUGCAUCCAGGCCGUCGGCAUCAGAAAAUCUGGGCCGUCCACGAAGUCAGAGGGAGGCUCAUUCUGCCUUGCAUGUACUUCCAGCCAGAUUGCUGCUCGCGAGGCUGACGUGCGGAGAGGCUGGUGCCAGAUGCUUUGAGAAAGCGCCAGCCAGGGAGGAGAUGCUGGUGGAGUGGCCACUGCCAGGAGCUGCGGCCAUAGCUGUAGGAGGACAAGGGGCGAGGAGGAGGAGGUUCAGGACUGUGAGACUGCCAGGAGGGGCGUGAAUGGAAAGCUUACCUGAACUGACCUGGCGAUGAUAAUAUUGAAGCAGCUGCGGAUCUCCAUGAGGUUGCGGAAGGUCAUCACCAACCUCCAUAGCCAGGGCUAUGAUUGAAGGCUGGGCGCCAUUGUUGAAACCUUCAAAGAGACUUUGUCAGUGAUCAUUGGAGACUGUCUGCGGUGACGAUGUUGGCAGGGAGAUACCCGGUGGAGAAAUGAGAGUUGGAUAUUAUUGAUUGUGAAUAUACCUCUUUUCUCUCCCUCCUCUCAUUCUCCUCCUCUCCCUGUAUGGUUCUGACUACUUGCUGCUUCUGAAAUGUGCAACUGAUCGGGUUGGACUUGUAAUCAUCUCUGGAGACUACAUUUUGAGCGCUGGUUUGAAACUUGUGUAUCAUUGCUGUUUGUGCUUUCCAACGACGCUGGGUUCAUUACAGC